AUGCUUCUUUUUCCUCCGACGAUCUACGAGAUCAUGUCGGCCACGCAAGUAACGGUGCCGGAGAGCGAGAAGGCUGUGGGAGGCCACCUCCGGGAGGUCGGCCUGACAUUCCACUUCUUCAACCAGCUGCCCAUGAUCAUCGCCGACAACAUCGGGAACAGCCUCGCGGACGCAUUCAAGCCCUUGGGCAUCACCGACUGGAACGAGGUGUUCUGGGUGGCGCACCCGGGAAAUUGGGCCAUCAUGGACGACGCCAUCGAGUCCAAGCUGGGGCUCCUGCCGGAGAAGCUCAGCACAGCACGGCAUGUAUUCGCCGAGUACGGCAACAUGCAGAGCGCCACCGUGUAUAUCGUGAUGGAUGAGGUGAGGAAGCGGUCGGUGGUGGAGGGGCGGGCGACCACCGGGGAUGGACUGCAGUGGGGGGGUGCUCUUUGGGUUUGGACCGGGGCUCAGCAUCGAGACUGUCGUGCUCCGCAGCUUACCACUCUAGUAGCAGUGGUAAUAUUGCUUGUUCGGUAUGGUUGUGCAGCAAUGCUUGUGUUGCCUCUUCCGUGCGAGUAA
This is a messenger RNA of Musa acuminata subsp. malaccensis (wild Malaysian banana), 561 nucleotides long. The record is from RefSeq and is a predicted model, not a curated record. Lineage: Eukaryota; Viridiplantae; Streptophyta; Magnoliopsida; Zingiberales; Musaceae.